GCGAUCCCCCGUGUAAGAGUGAGGUGGAGGAGGACAUUCCAGUCCAUGUGACCACAGAAAAUCCCAGUAAUAAAUCUGAGGGAAACAUCAUGUUAUCGCUAGACUAUAAAGUAGAAGAUGAAGAUAUCAUGCAUCGCCCUUCAGGAGAAAAUCACAUUACCCUGAUUGUAUAUCCAGGACUUCCCAGUACAGAUCUAUCAUAUAAUCCUCCUAAUCAUGAGGAACCAUCUCCUGACCAAUCACAGAUUGUAACCACAAAUAUUGGGCAGAAAGGAGGUAAAAGGUAUCAGUGUGAAAAAUGCGGAAAACAGUUUACAAAAAGCUGUAAUCUAUAUACACACAGAAGAAUUCACACAGGAGAGAAGCCGUAUUCAUGUUCAACAUGUGGUAAAUGUUUUACAGGUAAAUCAGAUCUUCUUAGACAUGAGAGAAUUCACACUGGAGAGAAGCCGCAUUUAUGUUUGGAAUGUGGGAAAUGCUUUACCACUAGAUCAGAUCUUGUUAUACAUAGGAGAAUUCACACAGGAGAGAAGCCAUAUUCAUGUUCAGAGUGUGGGAAAUGCUUUACUGGCAAAUCAGGUCUUGUUAUACAUGAGAGAAUUCACACAGGAGAAAAGCCGUAUUCAUGUUCAGACUGUAGGAAAUGUUUUACAAAUAAAUCAGAUAUUGUAAAACAUCAGAGAAUUCACACAAGAGAGAAGUUGUAUUCAUGUUCAGAGUGUGGGAAAUGUUUUACAACUAAAUCAGAUCUUGUUAUACAUAAGAGAAUUCACACAGGAGAGAAGCCAUAUUCAUGUUCAGAAUGUGGGAAAUGCUUUACAGGCAAAUCGAGUCUUGUUACACAUCACAGAAUCCACACAGGAGAGAAGCUUUACUCCUGUUCAGAAUGUAGAAAAUGUUUUACAAAAAAAUCAGAUCUUAUCAGACAUGAGAGAAUUCACACAGGGGAGAAGCCGUAUUCAUGUUCAGAAUGUGGGAAAUGUUUUACAAACAAAUCAAGUCUUGUUCUACAUCAGAGAUAUCACACAGGAGAGAUGCCACAUUCAUGUUCAGAUUGUGGGAAAGGUUUUCCAUUUAAAUCAGAACUUUUACAACAUGAGAGAAUUCACACAGGAGAGAAGCCAUAUUCGUGUUCAGAAUGUGGGAAAGGUUUUACCAAGAAAUCACAUCUUAAUCAACAUAGUAGAAUUCACACAGGAGAGAAGCCAUAUUCAUGUUCAGAAUGUGGUAAAUGUUUCACAGAAAAAAAAAGUCUUUCUACACAUCAUAGACUUCACACAGGGGAAAAACCAUAUUCAUGUUCAGAAUGUGGGAAAGCUUUUACACACAAAUCAAGUCUUGUUCUACAUAAGAGAAUUCACAUAGAAGAGAAACCAUUUUGAUGUUUUGUGUAAAAAAUAAAAUGUUUUUUUGAGGAAAUCAAAAUUUAAAAUCAUCCGAGAAUUCACUCCUAGAAGAAACUGUUGAGAAUGUGGAAAUAUUAUGAGACAAAAAUAGGAUUCUUAUUUCACGAGUCCUUCUUUACGGUCAGCGCAGUGAUGAUGAAUUGUCCCCAUGAACCUUGCUUCUUCGUACAGUAUUCAUACCUCCACCCACACGGCAGGAGCAUUCAGAGGGACAUAGUGUAAGGGGAAGCACACCACUUGGAGAUUUUAUGUAACAAAUGUGGACAUAUCGAUAUUUUAUUUUACUUCAUACAGUAUGUAUAGAUAAAGUGGUGGAACAGAGCAAAACAAUAAAAAUGAUAUGAUAUUUGCAGUAAUGCUAACCAUUAACCCCUUGGUGACCCAUGGAGUACUAGUACAUCAAGAUGAUCGGACAGGCACUGGAGCAGUGCGCUCGCAAUUAAUGCAAUGGCUUGGCAGUCACUGACAGCCGGGCCUCUGCUGUAUCUGCCGGCAUCGCUGUAAACAAUUGACCCUUUUGUAUAUAGGUCAGCCCUGAACGCGGCAUACACGGUCUUGCUGAGUGUUUCGGGUCCCUGCGCUGCAGUGACAGGGACCCGAUGGUUGAGAAGGCCUUCAACGGAGCCUAUGAGAUCCAGCCUUAUUAGGCUGGGUC
Bufo gargarizans (Asiatic toad) is the source of this 2061-nucleotide messenger RNA. RefSeq names its product gastrula zinc finger protein XlCGF26.1-like. The coding region runs from base 90 to 1382 and encodes 430 amino acids. NCBI's taxonomy places the organism in Eukaryota, Metazoa, Chordata, Amphibia, Anura, Bufonidae. Gene Ontology annotation, biological process: central nervous system development; regulation of transcription by RNA polymerase II. The transcript is spliced from 2 exons. Gene Ontology annotation, cellular component: nucleus. The record is from RefSeq and is a predicted model, not a curated record. Gene Ontology annotation, molecular function: DNA-binding transcription factor activity, RNA polymerase II-specific; RNA polymerase II cis-regulatory region sequence-specific DNA binding.